AACGAGGUAUACGCCUUGCUGAUUCCUUUUGAGCACGCGUGAGGGCCGCGGAAGACAGAACAGAAAUAUUUGUUAAGCGAGGGACAACGUUCUGAGCAGUUGCGAUGCCAGCAGAAAACCCAAAUGGCGCAGCCGGCGAUGACGCCUCCAAUCAGCGGCUGCACUUCGUCGAGCGACUGGCCUCUGUCCCUUUAGUGGCCGGAGUCUUCGACAUAGUGUCGCAGCGUUGCGCCGCAAUCAAGGCGAGCUCACCGUUGCUCUCGGCGGCUCUGUCAGCAUCUGAGAACGUGGGUGCCGCCGCCAUUGGAUGCUGCGAACAUGUGCUCCGUGUGGGACUGGGUCCGCAGCUGGAACACGUGGACGCGCUCGCGUGUCGGGGCAUCGAGAAGCUGGAGCAGUGCUGUCCGGUCGCUCUCCGCCGACCCGACGAAAUUGCAGCAGACGUGGUUGCCUUCGGUCGCCAGAAGGUUGUGCAAGUGCAGCGUGGCGGUCUUGAGCAGGUUGAGCGGACUCGCAUGGUCAUCGUGGCUGCGGUCCACGCGGCCACACAUCCUGCUGCCGUCAUGGAACUUGUGCACGAUCACGUGUCGCAGCCUGUCAACCGUGCCUUCAAUAACAUAGACGAGGUCCUCGACUUGUGGAUCUCUGCACACGACCCAGCCCACGAUGCCGAUCGCAACAAUGUGGCCGUUUCUCACACUUUUAGCGAGUUGGUUUUCACCACACUGCGCAAGUUCAGCACCGCAGUAACACUACAGUUCGCUUGCGAACGCGCCGCCUUUGAGGAGAUCUCGUGCGAGGCCUACGAGCGCUUUCAGCGCUUCCUGUACAAAACGCCUUCUCGCUCUCAGCCAGCGCAGACUCCUACGGACCACGCCAUCGCCGCUUCGCAGCAUGCUCUGCUGGCUUUCCUCCUCGCUGCCCAGUGUGUUCGACGUUAUUACUGCUCUCUUCUCGCCGACGUCAUGAAAUUCUACCUUGCCUGCACCGAAACUCCUAAGGCCCGCCGGUCACCGUCAGCCUCCGCCGCUUCGGCAUUCCUACAGUCUCAAGAGCUGCCCAACGAUCCUUGCUGUAGCAAGGACUAGAUAUUAGUAGUCCUGCAGCCACUUUAUUCCUUUUUCGCGUAAAAUAAACAUUGC
Messenger RNA from Dermacentor silvarum, 1142 nucleotides. RefSeq lists its product as uncharacterized. The transcript has 5 exons. The record is from RefSeq and is a predicted model, not a curated record. Gene Ontology annotation, cellular component: cytosol; lipid droplet. Gene Ontology annotation, biological process: positive regulation of triglyceride storage; lipid storage. Bases 105 to 1088 code for a protein of 327 amino acids. NCBI's taxonomy places the organism in Eukaryota, Metazoa, Arthropoda, Arachnida, Ixodida, Ixodidae.